Messenger RNA from Emys orbicularis (European pond turtle), 1229 nucleotides. RefSeq names its product protein phosphatase methylesterase 1 (gene PPME1). The record is from RefSeq and is a predicted model, not a curated record. NCBI's taxonomy places the organism in Eukaryota, Metazoa, Chordata, Testudines, Emydidae. Bases 1 to 1170 code for a protein of 389 amino acids. The transcript is spliced from 14 exons. Gene Ontology annotation, biological process: protein demethylation. Gene Ontology annotation, molecular function: protein methylesterase activity.
AUGUCGACCCUGGAGAAGCACCUGCACCUGGGCCGCCUGCCCCCCAGGCCCGCCGUGCCCGGCGGGGGCGGCCAGUCCGGCUCCAAGAUGCGCAUGGGUCCUGGAAGGAAACGAGACUUUUCCCCAGUCCCGUGGAGCCAGUACUUUGAAUCUAUGGAAGAUGUUGUGGUUGAAAACGAAAACGGCAAGGAUACUUUUCGAAUUUAUAAAAGUGGAUCGGAGGGCCCUGUCUUACUUUUGUUGCAUGGCGGAGGCCAUUCUGCUCUUUCCUGGGCUGUGUUCAAUUCUGCGAUCAUUAACAGGAUUCAGUGUAGGAUUGUGGCUUUAGAUCUCAGAAGUCAUGGUGAAACAAAAGUUAGGAAUCCUGAAGAUCUGUCUGCAGAAACUAUGUCAAAAGAUGUUGGAAACGUGGUUGAAGCUCUGUACGGGGACCUCCCACCUCCAAUCAUGCUGAUUGGGCACAGUAUGGGUGGGGCCAUUGCAGUGCACACAGCAGCAUCCAAUUUGGUACCCAGUCUAUUGGGUCUUUGCAUGAUUGAUGUCGUGGAAGGCACAGCCAUGGACGCACUGAACAGCAUGCAGAAUUUCUUACGGAGUCGUCCCAAAACAUUCAAGUCAAUUGAGAAUGCAAUUGAGUGGAGUGUAAAAAGUGGACAGAUAAGAAAUCUCGAAUCGGCCAGAGUUUCUAUGGUUGGCCAAGUCAAACAGUGUGAAGAUGCUGCUAGUCCUGAGGUCCCUAAAGCUAUAGUGGAAGGGAUUAUUGAGGAGGAGGAGGAGGAAGAGGAAGAAGACUAUGAAGGAAGAGGAUCUGUUAACAAAAGGAAGAAGGAAGAUGAUACAGAGACAAAAAAAGAACAUCUGUAUACAUGGCGAAUCGAACUGUCGAAAACAGAAAAGUACUGGGAUGGGUGGUUCAGGGGCUUAUCUAACCUCUUCCUCAGUUGUUCUACUCCGAAGCUGCUGCUUUUAGCGGGUGUUGACAGGCUGGAUAAAGAUCUAACAAUUGGACAGAUGCAAGGAAAGUUCCAGAUGCAAGUCCUCCCUCAGUGUGGCCAUGCAGUCCACGAAGAUGCUCCAGACAAGGUUGCUGAAGCUGUUGCAACUUUCUUGAUCCGUCACCGGUUUACAGAACCAAUUGGUGGAUUUCAGUGUGUGUUUCCUGGUUGUUAAUAUCCUGAUGUUCUCCAGCACUGAGUUCCAUUGUAAAUAAACUGCACCAGAGGCCACUG